AUGAUUUUUAAUGAAAUAAAGAAAUUUUUGUCUUCAAAUUUAAGCAAUCAUGAAUGCCUAACAUUAAAUUUUGAAUUUAAAAAUUUUGAAGAUACAGAAUCUCAAUAAAUAAGUACUGCACUUUCUUUGUGUACAAAUCUGAAACGAAUAAUUCUAAAUCUAUAACAUUCUAGAAUUACUGAGCAAAGAACGAAUGACUUAAUUAGUGGAUUAAUUAAAUGUAGAAAUAUUACAGAAUUUUAAAUUAAUCUGAGCUCAGACAAGAAUUUAAAAAUUCAAACUGUAAUAAACUUACUGAAUUAAUUAAGUUUUACUAAUUAAAUCACGAUCCUCAAAUUAAAUUUAGUCGAUAAUAAUAUUUGUGAUUCUGAAAUUUACAAUAUAGGCGAAUCUUUAAGCUAAUUAACUUUUUUAACAUCUCUGCAGCUAAAACUAGAUUGCAAUAAUCUUGGAGAUAAAGUUUAUGAUUGCUUGCAAUUUAGAGAUACAGUUUUGACAUAGAUGGUUUAAUUAGAUCUUUGCUUUUCUUUUUGUAAAAUUGGAGUAGUAGGAGCAAUAGAGCUAAGCAAUAAACUAGCUUUAUUUAAAAAUUUAGAAUAAUUAAAUCUAAAUUUGAGACAAAAUUAGAUAGAAUCAAGAGGAUUAUGCUAACUUUCUGAAACACUUAAAAUAUUAAGUUUAUUAAAAUAUUUAAAUCUCUUUCUAACCUUUAAUUCAAUUUCUGAUGAAGGCCUCUUUUGCCUAUCUCUAAGUUUAGAAAGCUUAAAUUAUUUAAAAGCUCUGGAAUUAUUUGUAGAAGACAAUAAAUUAACUACAGAAAGCUAUUUAAAACUAUUUUGUUCUUUGAAAAAAUGUUAGAGUUUAGUAAAAUUAGAGCUUGAUAUAAGUUCAAUAGAGAUUGCAAAAUUAUAAGAUUUUGGAGAUUAUAUAGCUUUUUUAACUGGUAUAUAACAAUUUAAUCUGUAUUUAUCGGAAUCUUCAAUAAAUGAUGAAGUAUUAUCUGAUUUAAGUAAAGGACUAUCUUAAUGCAUUAGUUUACAAAAACUGCUAUUAUAUUUAUCAGAGAAUACAAUAAGUUCACUAGGAAUUCAUGAGUUGACUUUUGCUUUAUAAAAAUUACCUCAUCUUUACGAUUUAUCUCUUUUUUUAGAAAAAAAUUUAAUAGAAGAAGAAGGUGCAAAAAGUUUAGGAAAGGGGCUUAUGUAAUUCAAAAAGCUUAAAGUCUUAGAAAUUUGGAUAGAGUCUAAUAAAAUUAAUUAUGAAGGUAUGACCUCAUUAAUUGACUCAACACUAUAAUGCAAAGAUAUUAAUAUUCUUAAUUUGUAUCUGAAUCAUUAUUAGUUAAAUUAAGGCAUUGCUGGCUAUUAAAGAAAGGCUUUGAAAUCUAAAAAAUUAGUUUAAUUCAUUAUUGAAGUUAUGUGA
Tetrahymena thermophila SB210 is the source of this 1422-nucleotide messenger RNA. RefSeq names its product kinase domain protein, putative. The transcript is spliced from 17 exons. NCBI's taxonomy places the organism in Eukaryota, Ciliophora, Oligohymenophorea, Hymenostomatida, Tetrahymenidae. The record is from RefSeq and is a predicted model, not a curated record.